Suillus paluster is the source of this 1629-nucleotide messenger RNA. RefSeq lists its product as uncharacterized. NCBI's taxonomy places the organism in Eukaryota, Fungi, Basidiomycota, Agaricomycetes, Boletales, Suillaceae. The coding region runs from base 1 to 1629 and encodes 542 amino acids. The record is from RefSeq and is a predicted model, not a curated record. The transcript is spliced from 5 exons.
AUGAUUGUCCGUUCUACACCACGAGAGCCCUCAAGGCGCAGCCAGGGACUUGCUCAAAACCGCGCCAAGAUACGCCUUAGCAAAGAGGCGCGCGCCGAAAUUACGCAACGACAGCGUGAAGCUCACAGUCGCUUCAAGCAAGCUCUUGAUGAUGCAUGGCAAGCUGUGGAUGACACUGCAGUCAAGAUCGCUGCGGACCACAAAAAGAGUAUCUGUCGAGUGCAGAACGAUUUGCAUAUGGGACAAUCACUCCUGCGAUCUAAGCACUCAAAGGUGAGCGCCUGGAACACCUUCAUUUGGAAGAAGCGCCAAGAUGGCGACAAAGAGAACGGUGCAAGCGGCAAAGAUGUGCUUGAAGGCAUCGUGAAGGACUACAAAGAUGAGUACUAUAGCCUCACCGAUGAGGAGAAGUCAAGUCUCGUCGCAGAGUACGAGGAACACAAGGUUACGAAGACCACUGGUCAUCACAUCUCCACGAAGUCCAAGAUAAAUGAUGUCACCUGGUCUCUGAAAGCUGUCGAGAAUGAGCUCGAUAACUUGCGCUCUCGUACUGGAGUGGAGACCAUCUUGUACAUGACCCGGGGGACAACAGAUCUUCCCCUGCGUGGUGUUACGUUUGCGACUGAGGGCGUGCACGAUUUCAUGGAGUCUGUUAUAGGCAUAGAUAAUCAAGACUUCGUCAGCAAGAUGGAAGGAUUUGCUAUACAGGGCAUGAAAGGCGCAGCGGAGAACCACCAGCAGCGCGUGGCUAAAAUCCGUGGCCAAAUCCGCUCAGAAAUCAAUGUAGCUCUGCAGAAAGUUACCGGAAACCCCAAAGCCACAAUGCAAUGGACACACUUUUUCCGCAACAUUGUGAAGCGUUACUCGGUUGUCGUCGAGGGCUGGCCAGAGCAAAUCCCAUUCGUCAACCUCAGCACUGCCUCAAGCUCCCUCACUGACCUCGAGAUGCUUCUGCGGAAGUGGCGCUUGGGGCUCAUUAGCUGGAAGCGCAUCACACCAGAACAGCUCGAGGACAUGGAGAAAGAUAGGGACGAGGACCUUGAAAACGGCACUAUUGUGGAGAAGCGCCGGCGUGUUCGCUCUGACAAGGGCAAGAAGAGAUGCCGUGAUUCUGACGACAACGCUCAGCGUCGUAAGAAGAUGCACAAGAGUGCCGAAACCGUUCCGAGUGAUAGCGAGGAAGAUGCCACCGAUGCCCCGCCGUCUAUCCCCAUCGACAACAACAGCAAUCUGCAUUCAACUUCGCUCGUCCCCAAUGCCCCACUGUCUAUCCCUAUCGACAACAGCCUGUGUUCGACUUCGCUCGUCCCCAAUGCCCCACCGUCUAUCCCCAUUGACAACGGCCUGCAUUUGACUUCGACUUCGCUCGUCCCCAAUGCCCCACUGUCUAUCCCCAUUGACAACAGCCUGCAUUCGACUUCGACUUCGCUCAUCCCCAAUGCCCCACCGUCUAUCCCUAUCGACAACAAUGUUCCGCCCAUGCCUCCUACCCCACUCCUCACUCCCAACACCGAAUCUGUGUCCCCAUUUUUGCUCCCUGAUCACGAUGUGGAUAUUAGCAUGCUAGAAUUCCCUGAAGGUUUUGUCGAGUUCUUAGCACAAUUUGACGUGUCCGUUCCAAUUCCUUAA